AUGAAGGGCCAUGAGCCUUCACUGGCCCUUGGUGCCGAGCGUGCUCGGGCCGCGAGGCGCCGGACGGGCCGCAAGACCAAGAUCAUCGACAUGAUGCCGGGAAUUCCAGAGAAGUUCAGUUCCAUCAAGAACCCUACAAGAGUGGAAGAAAUUCUCUGUGGUCUUAUUAAAGGAGGGGCUGCCAAAUUGCAUGUAAUUGACAACUGUAAACUGGUUUCAGAUGAAUGUCGAAAAAAGUUAUUGCAACUAAAGGAAAAAUAUUAUGCAAUUGAAAUUGAUCCUCAUCUCUCCAUAGAACAGAAGAGCCCUUAUAUGGUUGAAUGGUAUACUAAAUCACAUGGUUUGCUUGUUGAACAAGCUAUUCCGAAAGAUAAACUCAGAGAAAUUGUGGCAGAAUCUGACAUUAUGCUCAAGGAAGGGUACGAGACUUUCUUUGAUAAGCUCCAUGAACACAGCAUCCCUCUGUUCAUCUUUUCGGCUGGAAUCGGUGAUGUAUUAGAGGAAGUGAUCCGGCAAGCUGGUGUUUAUCAUUCAAAUGUCAAAGUCGUCUCCAACUUUAUGGAUUUCGAUGAGACUGGAGUGCUCAAGGGAUUUAAAGGAGAAUUAAUUCAUGUAUUUAACAAACAUGAUGGGGCCUUGAAGAACACAGAAUAUUUCACUCAGCUAAAAGACAAUAGCAACAUAAUUCUACUUGGAGAUUCCCAAGGAGAUUUGAGGAUGGCAGAUGGAGUAGCCAAUGUUGAACACGUUCUAAAAAUCGGCUAUCUGAACGACAGAGUGGAUGAGCUCCUUGACAAGUACAUGGACUCUUACGACAUUGUUUUGGUAAAGGAUGAAUCUCUGGAAGUUGCCAACUCUAUCUUACAGAAGAUUCUGUAAAUACGCAUUUUUCAAGGAGACCUAUUUCGUUUAGGUGCAGUUGAUGGCAAGAACUCUUCGCUCAUCAGUUCAUCUUGCUGAAAGACUCUUAUUUAUGGUAUGAUCUGGCUCUUAAGUUUUUCAUUCUAUUACUGACAUAUUUUUCCAGACAUGUUCAACUUAAUGAACUGGAAACUCUGCACACCCCAACACACUCCUUACCACAUUUUUUUUUUUAAAUAGAUUAAAAGGAAGUCUUAAAGCCAAAGUUUCAAAAAUAACUCCUUAUGUUUUCAGGUGAAUUUCAUAGUUUAAUGUGAUCAGAAGUUUUUUGAUGAGUCUUUUUACACUGUAAAAAGCUUAUAGAAGUUUUAAAAGUUUGAUGAAAGGUUUGGUUUAAAAAAAUACUGCCCUUUUUGGUAAUUGGAUGAGUUGUGCUAAUGAUCACC
Messenger RNA from Suncus etruscus (white-toothed pygmy shrew), 1307 nucleotides. Its product is annotated as cytosolic 5'-nucleotidase 3A-like. Gene Ontology annotation, molecular function: magnesium ion binding; 5'-nucleotidase activity. NCBI's taxonomy places the organism in Eukaryota, Metazoa, Chordata, Mammalia, Eulipotyphla, Soricidae. Gene Ontology annotation, cellular component: cytoplasm. The record is from RefSeq and is a predicted model, not a curated record.